Miscanthus lutarioriparius is the source of this 747-nucleotide messenger RNA. The record is from the annotation of a GenBank genome assembly. NCBI's taxonomy places the organism in Eukaryota, Viridiplantae, Streptophyta, Magnoliopsida, Poales, Poaceae.
AUGGUCGAGGCAGCUGCUGAGCAGCUGGUCUGCGUAGCCGGAGCUGGAGGCUUCAUCGGGUCAUGGCUGAGGACCCCCAAGAAUUCCCAUCUGCUGGCACUGGAUGGAGCUCAAGAACGUCUAUCUCUGUACCAUGCUGAUGUGCUAGACUACAUGUCACUUCGUCGUGCGUUCAGCUUAUGUGAUGGUGUCUUCCAUGUUGCAUCCCCGAUAUCGAAUGAUCCUAACUGGUAUUGCUAUGCGAAGACGGUUGUUGAGAAGACUGCAAUGGAAGAGGCAUCAAAGAGAGGGAUACAACUAAUAAUAGUCAUCCCAUCAGUGACAAUAGGCAGAAUGCUACAACCAACAUUAAACUUAACUUUAUCCAGAGUCGCCACCUACAUGAAGGGCACAAAGAAGGCAUACUCGAACGCAGUUGGCGCAUAUGUCGAUGUGCGGGACGUUGCCCUUGACCAUAUUUUGGUGUAUGAAGAUCUGAGCACGCAUGGGUGGUACCUCUGCAUAGGUGACAUGCUACAUCAAUCAGAGUUUCUUCAAAUGAUGAGAGAGCUCUUCCCACAAUACCCGAUCACCACCAAAUGCAAGGAUGAAAACAAGCCAAUGAUCAAGCCUUACAAGUUCUCCACGCAAAGGCUCGGUGCUCUGGGUAUGAAGUUCACUCCUUUGAAAGAGAGUUUAUACAACACAGUGGUCAGCCUACAGGAGAAUGGUCAUAUCCCAGUACUGCUACAUAAGUCAUCCCUCUGA